AUGCUGUUGAAGAACCAGAGGAUCAUCACGCCCCAGGCAACAUCCUUGCAGCUGUACUUCAACGAGAUCUGGACCCUUGUCCAGUAUAUUUAUCUUUGGAACGAUAAAUAUGAUGGAGACGAAACCAACGGACCUAGCCAUUUGCCGCGAAAACAUUUCCAGCUUCUAAAACGAGCGGGGCGCGUUUAUUCAAGUGGAAAGUUCUAUUGGAUAUGGGAUAUGCGAGUUGGAGAUGAGGACAAACAAUACAUAGUGUUUGUUUGUUGCUCUCGUGUAUUCAACGGAAAUCCCGCCCAAUUCCGGUCCUCUGCUAUUUUUGGCCAUUACCAACCACGGACAGCUGCACGCAAGCAGGGUUCGCCGGUCAGAACUGCGUUCCUCGUCCAACAUUCCAUCUGUUUUAUCGAAGGAAGUAAGGAUGGACAUUUCUUCCAAUUGGCAUGUCAACAUCCAGGGUGUGUGCCAACCAUUAGACGUAAUAAAAAGGCCUUCAAAAGAAUCCGGAGAGACGGAAAAAGACGGAAUCCGUAG
Messenger RNA from Necator americanus (New World hookworm), 531 nucleotides. RefSeq lists its product as uncharacterized. The record is from RefSeq and is a predicted model, not a curated record. Bases 1 to 531 code for a protein of 176 amino acids. Lineage: Eukaryota; Metazoa; Nematoda; Chromadorea; Rhabditida; Ancylostomatidae. The transcript has 6 exons.